AUGGAAGAACAAGAACAAGAGUUGGAAAGAGUCAGCUUAGAACUUGAGGACCUGCGAGGGAGCAUGGGUCAAAUCAUGGAGAUGCUUCAAGUCAUCAGAGCUAAGAUGAACACACAAACAAUAGUUGUUUCAGAGAUCGUUGGUCCAACGCUUGAACCCCAACCUGCAAGGACGAUACCUUCUACAUUGCCUCCUUUUGGUCUGCCUUAUGGCUUCACACCUCAACCUGAAGUAGUCCCCGGUGUAAUGCAAUCUACUCAACAUAUUGUUCCUCUACCAUUAACCACCGAGGCUCACCCUAUCGUCAAUACAUUUACAUCUUCGACUGUUCAUACACGUGUGAAACCUUACUUCGAAGAUCAACAACAUGCUCUAGAAAUGUCGGAUGAAGAAGAAGAAAGGCAUGAAGAUAUAAAGGGUAUUAAAGAGAAUUUUCAGAUUCUUGAGAAGAGACUGAGGGUAAUGGAAGGUGACCAAGUCUUUGGUGUUGCCGCUAGGGAGAUGUGCCUAGUAUCUAGUCUUGUAAUUCCUACGAAAUUCAAGACUCCUGAUUUUGAUAAAUACGAGGGCCGUACAUGUCCUAAGAGCCAUCUUGUUAUGUACUACUGGAAAAUGGUUGCCCAUGUUGAAGACGAUAAGCUCAUGAUCCACUUCUUUCAGGACAGCUUGAAGGGUGCGCCCUCUAAGUGGUACCUAAGCCUCGAUCAGAGUCGUAUUCGGUGCUUCCAAGACUUGUCUAAUGCUUCUGUAAAGCAUUACAAAUACAACAUGGAUAUGGCUCCAGACAGAAGAGAAUUGUUGAAUAUGUCUCAAAAAGACAACGAGUCAUUCAAAGAGUAUGCACAACGCUGGAGAGAGAUGGCCUCUCAGGUUGAACCACCUUUGGGAGAAAAAGAAUUAGCCCAUUGGUCUAUGGAUAUUGUACAACCAAUGUUCCAUGAGAGGAUGGUGGGCAGUGUGUCUGCAACGUUUUCUGAAUUGGUAGCUGUAGGCAUUAAAGUUGAACUAGGUUUGAAGAAUGGAAAAAGAUCGGUGCUGCUGGAACUUCUAAUAACAACAAUGCUAAGAAGUUUCCCAGAAAUUUUCAGAAAAAAGAGAGGAGAGAUGAAUUUUAUGUCGUUCAGUCGAUGA
Lathyrus oleraceus (garden pea) is the source of this 1131-nucleotide messenger RNA. RefSeq lists its product as uncharacterized. The record is from RefSeq and is a predicted model, not a curated record. Lineage: Eukaryota; Viridiplantae; Streptophyta; Magnoliopsida; Fabales; Fabaceae. The coding region runs from base 1 to 1131 and encodes 376 amino acids. The transcript has a single exon.